UCACGCAAUUGGAGCAAGUUUCCUUCUUCUCUCUCAAAGCUAAGAACAAAGAGCCCAGAAGAAGAAGAAGGAGCAAGAAGAAGAGGAAAGCUCAGAGGCUUCUUCUGUAUUAUUGUUAUUUUCUUAUUAAUUAAGUUUAGAGAAAAAGAAGCGGGAUGGCGAACUACGACUUGACGCCCAGAAUCGCUCCCAAUCUGGACAGGCAUUUGGUUUUUCCAUUGCUUGAGUUCUUGCAAGAGAGGCAGCUUUACCCUGAUCAAGAUAUCUUGAGGGCUAAGCUAGAGCUGCUUAACCAGACCAAUAUGGUUGAUUAUGCCAUGGAUAUUCACAGGGCCUUUUACCAUACAGAAGAUGUACCCCAAGAUAUGGUGGACAGGAGAGCUGAGGUUGUCGCUAGAUUGAAAGCAUUGGAGGAGGGAGCAUCUCCUUUGGUUAGUUUUUUGCAGAAUGAAAACGCAUAUCAGGAGUUAAGGGCUGAAAAGCAGUAUAAUCUCCAGAUGCUCAAUGAACGGUACCAGAUUGGUCCAGAACAAAUAGAGGCAUUGUAUCAGUAUGCCAAGUUUCAGUUUGAAUGUGGAAACUACUCUGGUGCUGCUGAUUAUCUGUAUCUGUACAGGACGUUGUGCACAAACAGUGAAAGAAGCCUUAGUGCAUUAUGGGGGAAGUUAGCGGCUGAAAUCCUCAUGCAGAAUUGGGACAUUGCACUUGAGGAACUUAACCGUGUGAAGGAAAUCAUUGACUCAAAGAGUUUCUCAUCUCCUUUGAAUCAAGUUCAGAACAGAAUAUGGCUAAUGCACUGGAGUCUGUUCAUCUUCUUUAACCAUGACAAUGGGAGAACUCAGAUCAUUGACCUAUUUAAUCAGGACAAGUACUUAAAUGCCAUCCAAACAAGUGCUCCCCAUCUUUUACGUUAUCUGGCUACUGCAUUUGUUGUUAACAAAAGGAGAAGACCUCAAUUCAAAGAUUUUAUAAAGGUUAUUCAGCAAGAACAGUAUUCAUAUGAGGAUCCCAUUACAGAGUUUUUGGCAUGUGUAUACGUCAAAUAUGACUUUGAUGCAGCUCAACAAAAGAUGAGAGAGUGUGAAGAAGUUAUUCUAAAUGAUCCAUUCCUUGGUAAACGGGCUGAGGAAGGCAACUUUGCGUCAGUUCCACUGAGAGAUGAGUUUCUUGAAAAUGCACGGCUUUUUAUCUUUGAGACCUACUGCCGUAUUCAUCAGCGGAUUGACAUGGGAGUACUUGCUGAGAAGCUAAAUUUGAACUAUGAGGAAGCGGAGAGAUGGAUAGUGAAUCUUAUUAGAACCUCGAAACUUGAUGCCAAGAUUGAUUCCAAGACAGGAACCGUUCUGAUGGAACCAAACCAGCCUAAUGUGUAUGAGCAGCUCAUUGACCAUACCAAAGCUCUUUCCGGGCGUACUUACAAGUUAGUCAGUCAACUUUUGGAACACGCUCAAACACAGCAGGCAGCUCGCUGAGCCUUGUCUAAAUUUCUGAUACAUUUGAGUUCAUUCUUGUUAGCUGCUGAGUUUUGGAUGUUGUUGAAAUGCUUAAUGUAUCCAAUGUCCUUUCUUUCCUUAAAAGGCAGUUGGAAGUUCGUAAACCCUGUGUAACUGCUUCCGGUUAUUAGUCACAACUACUCGCAAUAUACAUCCUUAAUUAAAAUUGUCACAACUGGAAUUUUUCAAAUUUGAUGUUGGUACCAUUCAAUCAAUUAAUGUCUAAAGUCCUCGUGUUCCCCUA
Messenger RNA from Coffea eugenioides, 1737 nucleotides. Its product is annotated as eukaryotic translation initiation factor 3 subunit E. Gene Ontology annotation, molecular function: translation initiation factor activity. Bases 156 to 1472 code for a protein of 438 amino acids. The transcript is spliced from 8 exons. NCBI's taxonomy places the organism in Eukaryota, Viridiplantae, Streptophyta, Magnoliopsida, Gentianales, Rubiaceae. Gene Ontology annotation, biological process: translational initiation. The record is from RefSeq and is a predicted model, not a curated record. Gene Ontology annotation, cellular component: eukaryotic translation initiation factor 3 complex; cytoplasm; nucleus.